AUGUCAGCCAAACCUGCUUCCUCCACCUCUUACGGGACUACCACAAACGUGGGUUCUCCCCACAUUCCUUCGGUUCCCGAGGAACCAAAACCUACCUCAAUUUCCGUGACUACAACAGAUUCGAGCCCUACCUCCGCGUCUACAACUGUCAGUGGAACAGAUGCUAGUGCCGGCCAAACCAGUCCUCAGGAAACGGGAAAUAACGCAAAUAACCGAAUUGAGCCCGGUGCUGUUGCUGGAAUAGCCAUUGGGUGCCUCUUUGCUGGUAUAUUUGUUGGUAUUUGCUUCGCAUGGCUCCUUCAGCGCUUUACUAAGAGCCGUCCGAGGCAUCGCAGGGCAAUCCGUGUCGUCCGCGCCCCUAAGAACCCAGAUACUGACAGCCCAGGGAGUAUGGAGUCGUCAGACAAUAAAAUCAAGGUGGAAAAUUUCAUCUUGCAAGCAACACCUGACAGAGAGGUUGUUGGCUUGCUGCAGCGGCUAGAAGUUAUCAUGGAGCAGCACAUCGAGAACUAUUACCACAUUAAACCGAUAGAUAUCGGUGUAUCAGUUCUGGCUGAGCAACUCACGAAUCUGGGCAUCAGCCAGGAUUCCUCGGGUUUCGAAGCUGAGGCUGUCGCUAAGUGGUGUCUGCAUCCUGCUUCUCGUCGAUUGGCCCUUCAGCAUGUUGUCUCGCAUGUUCUUUUCAACAGCAUUGACUGCAACUCUCGGAACGGCAUAUCAUUGCUACCAGGACCUGCAAUCAAUUUCCUCCGGUCUAUUCGCUCAAUCGAUAAGUCCCGAGAAGACUUUAAUGUUAUGUCAGUCGUCUUGACAAAGUGGCGUACCCUGUCCGCCCUGCUGCUUCACCCCAACCCCAGCGAGAGAACGCCCCUCGAGGUGUCUGAGCGUGCAGUGAGACAUCAGGCAGAGGAGCUUGUUAAGGAACUGGAUCCAUUUCUCCACUGUUUCGUUACGCCUGAUCAAGAUAACUUGCAGAAACAGCGCCACCACAUGCAUUCCAUCAUCGUUGAGGCAGCUAAACUCGGCUAUGCAUUGCUUUCUCACACUAGCGACUGGCGGUUCAUUUACAAAGACAUAAGUACACCAAGGGCUGUCGUUCUCUGCAUCGGCUUGCAGAAGCUGAGCCAUCGGGAUGGGCGUCGACUCUCGUCACCCCAGCUGGUUGUGGAGCCACGUCUGGCAACUCCUACAAAACUCUUGACAACCUCAACACUAUUCCCCGAAGUACACACGCCUGCUGCUAUGGCAGAGAUUCUUCCAGCUGUGGGAGCCGUAGCUGGAGCUCUUCGCGUGACAUAUCAACUGAUCACCCUCGCCAUCGAGAGUGGCCAAGUCAAUGACGAAGUGCGCCGGAGCCUUGAGCUGGUCCGCACCUGCGAGCGAGACCUUCAGCACCUUGUCGGGUUGCGCGAGGAAUAUCUGGAUAUCCUGGAGCGAAAACCCAUAGAGCUUGAUCGCGUUAACACCAUCAUCAGGGCCGCACACCAAGGGCUCGCCGAAGUAUGCAAGAUUGUAGAGAAGUGCAGGCCAGAGGCAAACCAGGGCAGGAUACCCUUCAAGCGCCGGUCGCGGUGGAUUUUCCUUGACUCUACAGAUUUCUACACACAGAUCCCUGUGGUCAGUGGCCACCAUCGCGCGGUGCUGAAUGAGAUAUCCUUUCUGCGGCAGAUCGCUCUCCAGGCUCCAGUUCCAGUGCCAGACCAAGUGCAAGGCGAGAAGGUCGGAUUGUCGCGAAAGAAGUCUGUUGGUAUCGACAAUAUUGCUCUCCUGAGCAACAUCAUGGGCGGCAAAGCUGGUUAG
This is a messenger RNA of Fusarium redolens, 1800 nucleotides long. RefSeq lists its product as uncharacterized. NCBI's taxonomy places the organism in Eukaryota, Fungi, Ascomycota, Sordariomycetes, Hypocreales, Nectriaceae. The transcript has 3 exons. The record is from RefSeq and is a predicted model, not a curated record. Bases 1 to 1800 code for a protein of 599 amino acids.